GGGAACAUGAGCAUGUGUACGAAGUGAGGCACACCAGCCACAUCCAGAACGCCACAAUUUGAUCUCGGUGCUUUUUUGUCAACGAAAGUGGCUGGAGUCCAGUUGUUCCAUCCAGAAGGGUCCUUGAACUCCACAUGACAGCACCCACAUCCAUGUGCAGCAGCGCGCGUUGGAGACUGUUCGAGACUCGGAGUUGGAGGCCAAGGACGGACACUCGAUGACAAUCGAUGCGCACGACAGCGCGCCGCCAGCCGGAAUCAAAGGUGAAGAAAGGGUGAUAUAGGCUCCUUGGGGACCGGCCAAUGCGAUGACAUAUCGAGACACGAUGCCGCCAGGGCAGGCAUACGGUGGUGGACAUCAACCGCAGCAUCCUCAAUUCCACCCUCAGCAACACGCAUACGGGCAACACCAGGCGCAACAGCAUCAGCAACGACCUCAGUUACCGCAACCACAGGGACAACCACAUCCGCGUCUGCCACCCGUGUCGCAGACUGCCUAUCCCCCAUAUGCAAAUGGAUACCAAAAUGGGAACCAGCAGCAGUACCAACACAAUCAAUAUGUCCAUCCCGCAUACCCUCAGCAGCAGUACCCACAAUCGCAACCACAACUGCAACCGCAGCAACUUCUGCUCCCGCACCCGCAACCACCGGCACAACAACACCGCCAGCACCAACCACAACCGCCGGUGCAGCCGACUGCCCAAUACUAUCCGGCUUCGAAUGCGCCACAGCCGCAGCCCUAUGUAAACUACAGUAAUGGGACCUAUACUCAACCUUCACCAUCACAACCACCGCAACCACCGAUACCCACCCCCUCGGCCGCUCCCGUACAAUUUGUCAACCCCUCCUACCUUCAGCAAUCACCUGCCACACCAAGAUCUACGAGUCAUGUACCACCGGCAUCGCAGCCUCCAGCGAGAACGAUGAGUCCUCAGAUAUCACAGCUUCCUCCGAUUGCGAGACCCCCGCAGCGAACACCGUUUGCCGAAGAUAGCCCAAAGCUCAAUGAGCGACCACCACCUUCUCGAGCGGCGCCUUCACUGAAAAUACCAAAAGACCAAAGACGACCUAGUGUUGGAGCAGGAGUUGCAAAGUCGCCAGCCACGCCCAGUUCCUCGGCACAUACCGAAACGCUCCCCCUUUUAAUAUCUGUAGCCGAGGACUGUUUCGAGAAGGCAAACACGGCGUCUCAAAGAGUCGCCAAAUCCAUGUCUGAGGCGGAAGUAGCGGACCACCACAAAUUAGUGGCGACUGGCUUGGGGUGUCUGGAUGUUGCUCUCAAGUCGAACAAGUUGUGGCCUCGUCUGGAAGUGAGGCUGUGUUUGCGAUAUGCCAGCGUACUGAUUGAUGAAACGACCAACAUCAUGGAGGCAGAAACGACCCUGACGAGAGGGAUAGCUGUUUGCGACAAGAACCGAUUUCUUGAUCUCAAAUACUGCUCCCAGUUUCUCCUCAUGAAGACGCUCUUUCAACGAAAUCCCAAAGCUGCUUUCAAGCUCAUUGAGGGGCACAUUUCGGAUUGCGGGACUUACAAACAUGUUCACUGGAUCUAUGCUUUCCGGUUCCUCAAGGCGUCGUUCCAUCUCCAGGCCGGAUCUCCAGCCGAACACGGCGCGAUUGACAAUCUACGAAAAAUUGCCGGGGUUGCCAACCAGCGCAAAGAUUUUUCGAUUUUUGCCAUGGCCAUGCUGUUAGAAGGGUUCGCACACAUGACCACCAUGAAGGAUGACUGGGCCAACCGGGUGCAGUUGUGUGUUGCCCAGGUGUCCAAGAUACAGUUGGAGUCGUCUAUUCAGAUACCACAGAUCGAUAUACUGUUGCGACUGCUUGAUUUGGCCUGCAGUCUUCACCAGAAAUCACAUCAGGUUGCGGCGCAAAAGUUGACUGUUCUUCAAAGACAGCUGGAAGAGCUCAAGAACUCGCCGGACUGGCCGCUUCAGAAUGGGGAGGUGUUGUUGUCUAUCAACCGGAUGUCGAAUACGGCGCCGACGGUUAGUAACGAUACGAGGGCGGUGGUGCGGCAGGGAGAGGGGAAUGCAGACUAUCUGGUCUUGUCGACAUUGGGGAAGCAGGAGGCUUGGGCUAUAGCCUGGGUCUUCAACGGCAUCGUCGCCCACUACAGAGCCACCACCCCCGGCCGGAGCGCAACCUUGUGGAACGAAGGCCUCCGCGUCCUUGACGACACCAAAGUCUCCACCGCUCCUCAGCCCCUUCCAGAAGCCCUCAGGCAACACGACUGGGCCAGAGAACUAACCUGCUACACCCACAUUCUCAUUGGGCUUCAGGCAGCCACAGUCACCGACUGGGCCAGAGUAAAGCAGAGCCUUGAUGCCAUCCACGAGCAACCCCACACGUCCCCCUCGCCGGGCAGUUCGGUCGAUAUCUUAACCCUCUACCUCGAAGGCUGCCAGCAGCAGGGCAUGGCCAACAUGGACGAAGCGCUCGCCAUCUGGAAGAACCCCCGUUUUGAGCUUGAUCCCACGGGGGCGUACAAGAAUGGCUCCCGGCUCGAGACAGAAUUGUGUAUCCUUGCCGCGCUGAACAGGGUGUACAUUAUGCAAGAACCCAACCACCGCGACAGCGCCGAGACGGCCGAGUUGAUUGACCUCCUCCGCCCCAUCUGCGAGGACAAUCCCGAUCUUGAAAUCAGAACGGCCUGGAAUCUGGUGUUGGCGUCGAGCACAUUUGAACCGGAGCUGUCGCUCAAUCAAGCGAAACGGCACAUCCAGGGGGGCCUUUCGGGAGCGCAGCAGCUGAACAAUACGCAGUAUUUGAGCAUGGCGCUGAAUAUUAUGAGGUGUAAGCUGUUUGAGAAUGUGGUGGGGGAGCAGGCGCUGAAGAGUGCCAAGGCGGGGGCGACGCAGGCGAGGAAGAGCGGGAAUUUGUUGUGGAUGAGUGUGGCAGAGGGGAUGCUGGGGCAGAGUUUUGAGAUUGAGGGGCGGGUGGGGGAGGCGGGAAGGGCGAGGGGGGAGGGGGUGAGGUUGGCUAAUGAGGCUUAUGAGAAGACGCAGUUGAGGUAG
This is a messenger RNA of Podospora pseudocomata, 3019 nucleotides long. RefSeq lists its product as uncharacterized. The transcript has 3 exons. Gene Ontology annotation, biological process: maintenance of mitotic sister chromatid cohesion; mitotic sister chromatid cohesion. The coding region runs from base 308 to 3019 and encodes 903 amino acids. Lineage: Eukaryota; Fungi; Ascomycota; Sordariomycetes; Sordariales; Podosporaceae. Gene Ontology annotation, molecular function: double-stranded DNA binding. The record is from RefSeq and is a predicted model, not a curated record. Gene Ontology annotation, cellular component: chromatin; SMC loading complex.